Messenger RNA from Suillus bovinus, 588 nucleotides. RefSeq names its product eukaryotic translation initiation factor 1-like protein. The coding region runs from base 1 to 588 and encodes 195 amino acids. Gene Ontology annotation, biological process: formation of translation preinitiation complex; translation reinitiation. The record is from RefSeq and is a predicted model, not a curated record. Lineage: Eukaryota; Fungi; Basidiomycota; Agaricomycetes; Boletales; Suillaceae. Gene Ontology annotation, molecular function: mRNA binding; translation initiation factor activity. The transcript is spliced from 5 exons.
AUGUCCUCAGACCAACAAGAGCCCCAGGCUGUUCGUCCGUUAGAGAUCCUGUACUGUCAAAUCUGUACAUUUCCUCCCGAAUACUGUGAAUUUGGCUCUAGCUUGACCAGAUGCAAGGAAUGGCUCCAAGGAGCACACGCUCAGCUUUUUGAUAAAUACUACUCAGAUGAGGCUCUCCAGUCAAAGAUUGGUACUCUCAGCUUGGAGGCGCAGGCAAAGCUCGAGAAGGAUAGUGCAAAAAAGGAAGCAAAGGCUGAGGCAAAAGCGGAUGCUGCGCUUAAGAAAAAGAUGGCGUCGCAAGUGUCAAUUAAACGCAUCGAGCGUAACAAGCGGAAACAUGUUACAGCUAUCCAUGGCCUUGAGGCAUUUGACAUUGACUUGAAGAAAGCUGCUAAAUUUCUUGCUCAGAAGUUUGCUACUGGGGCAUCUGUCACCAAGAAUGCUCAGGGACAGGAUGAGAUCGUGGUGCAGGGAGAUGUAUCAGACGAUGUUAUGGAACUUAUUGAAGGCGGAGCUGGUCCAUUGAAGGGUGUGCCUGCGGACAAUGUUGUGAUCGUUGAAGAGAAGAAAAAGAAGGCUGCUGAAUGA